UUCCAAAUGGCAUGGCGAUUCACACUACCUCUUCAACUCCCUAUAAUAAUAAACCCAAAUUUAUUUGUUUCUCCAAAUUCUUCUAUGCUUAAGAGACUCCUCAUUUCUUCCUCAUCUCGUUACAACUACUUCCCCAAAAAACCAAAUAAAUUACACUUUUGUAACACGUCUACUCCCUUAGCCAAAUCUAGUGGGCCUUUUUCCAUUUUUUUUCGUCAGCCCAUAUACUCUUUGAGUGUUGUUGCUAUGGCUGAAAAGUCAUCAUACAGUAGUAGUUCUUCGGAGACACAUAAAUAUACUAAUCGUCUUGCAUCUGAACAUAGUCCUUACCUUCUUCAGCACGCUCAUAAUCCGGUUGACUGGUAUCCAUGGGGUGAGGAGGCCUUUUCUGAAGCUCGCAAAAGAGAUGUGCCAAUCUUUUUAUCAAUUGGUUACAGUACUUGUCAUUGGUGUCAUGUCAUGGAAGUUGAAUCUUUUGAAGAUGAAGAGGUCGCCAAAAUGCUAAAUGAUUCAUUCGUUAGCAUCAAGGUUGAUAGAGAGGAGCGUCCAGAUGUUGAUAAGGUGUACAUGACAUAUGUGCAAGCUUUAUAUGGUGGUGGCGGUUGGCCACUAAGCGCCUUUCUUUCACCUGAUUUGAAGCCCUUGAUGGGUGGGACUUAUUUUCCUCCAGAAGACAAAUAUGGAAGACCAGGAUUUAAAACGAUACUUAGGAAGGUGAAGGAAGCAUGGAAUAGCAAGAGAGAUAUGCUUGUCCAGAGUGGAGCCUUUGCAAUAGAACAAUUAUCAGAAGCUUUGGCGGCAACUUCAACAUCAAAUAAGCUAUCAGAUGAGGUUUCGCAAGCUGCAAUGCGUAAAUGUGCUGAUCAUCUAGCAGAAAGCUAUGAUUCAAAAUAUGGUGGAUUUGGUUCUGCACCCAAAUUUCCUAGGCCAGUUGAGAUGCAACUGAUGUUUUACAACUCAAAGAGGUCUGGGGAGACUGGAAAAACAGGUGAAGCCAAGAAUGCACUAAAAAUGGUCUUGUUCACUUUAGAAUGCAUGGCGAGGGGUGGUAUCCAUGAUCAUGUUGGCGGUGGUUUUCACAGAUACAGUGUGGAUGAAUGCUGGCAUGUUCCACAUUUCGAGAAAAUGUUAUAUGAUCAAGGUCAACUUGUUAAUGUCUAUCUGGAUGCUUUUUGUAUCACAAAAGAUGUGCUCUAUUCAAGUUUGUCUCGUGAUAUACUUGACUACCUGAGAAGGGAUAUGAUUGGUCCAAGUGGUGAAAUAUUUUCGGCUGAAGAUGCUGAUAGUUAUGAAUCUGAAGGUGCCUCACGGAAAAAGGAGGGUGCUUUCUAUGUCUGGACAAGUACUGAGGUUGACAACAUAGUAGGCGAGCAUGCAACGCUUGUCAAGGAUCACUACUAUAUAAAACCUUCAGGUAAUUGUGAUCUUUCAAGGAGGAGUGAUCCACAUAAUGAAUUCGAGGACAAAAACGUGCUAAUAGAAAGGAUUAGUACAUCUGCAAUGGCAUCAAAACAUGCUUUGCCUGUUGAGGAGUAUCUUGAUAUCCUGGGGAGCGCUCGCCGAAAACUUUUUGAUGUGAGGUCAAAACGUCCCCGACCCCAUCUGGAUGAUAAGGUUAUUGUAUCGUGGAAUGGACUAGUGAUUUCAUCUCUCGCUAGGGCGUCAAAAAUUCUGAAGGGAGAACCAGAGGGAACAAAAUUCUACUUUCCAGUGGCUGGCACCAAUCCCAAGGAGUACAUGGAUGUCGCUGAGAGAGCCGCACAUUUUAUCAGGAAACACCUUUAUGAUCAACAGACGCGCAGGUUGCAGCAUAGCUUCAGGAAUGGUCCCUCCAAAGCACCUGGAUUUCUAGAUGAUUAUGCAUUUCUGAUAUCAGGUCUGCUGGAUAUUUAUGAGUUUGGUGGUUCAGUCUUCUGGUUGGUUUGGGCGCUCGAACUCCAGGAGACCCAAGACGAAUUAUUUCUCGACAAAGCCGGAGGAGGUUACUUUAGCACAACUGGUGAAGAUCCUUCAGUUCUUCUCCGUGUGAAAGAAGAUCAUGAUGGGGCGGAGCCUUCAGGAAAUUCUGUUUCAGUGAUUAAUCUAGUGAGAUUGGCCUCUGUGGUUGCUGGUGACAAAUCCAAACUUUACAAAGAGACUGCAGAACAUGUUCUGGCGGUUUUUGAGAAGCGGUUGAAAGAUGCAGCUGUUGCUGUGCCACUGAUGUGCUGUGCAGCAGAUAUGCUGGCUUUUCCAUCCAGGAAGCAAGUAGUUCUAGUUGGAGUAAAGUCUGCUGAGGAGUUUGAAAACAUGGUUACUGCUGCUCAUGCAGCAUAUGAUCCUAACAAAACAGUGAUUCACAUUGAUCCCACCGAUGCGGAAGAUAUGGCAUUUUGGGAAGAAACUAAUGGAAAUAUUGCUCUGAUGGCGAAGAAUAAUGCUGCUGCGGACAGAGUGAUAGCCCUUGUUUGCCAAAACUUCACGUGUAGUCCUGCAGUCAGUGAUCCGAAAGCUCUCGAAUUGUUGCUGUCGCAGUAAAUACCAGUAGUAGUUCAAGAGAAUGUUUAUAGAGUGGCGAAAAGCUAGAGAGACAGAGAUCGGUUGUUGGUCUCUUUCAUGUGUUUACAAUAAGGUUCUGCAAUGGUGGUUGGUGUGUUCUUGUGAAUCAACUGAUCGACUAUACUACAGUUUAUUAUCUUUGGACAAGAGUAGUUCAAAGGAAUGUACAUAAAAAGCUAGAUAUAUAGGCCACUUUUGAGUUUAAUGAAAUGUUUAAUGUAAGGUCAAUCCUGGUGUUGGAGAAUAUUAAGUUCCUCACUUCUCAACAAUUGGAGUAAACGCAAAGGUUAUGUUUAUUAAAUAGUUUCACUUUGUGAUCA
Lycium barbarum (goji berry) is the source of this 2858-nucleotide messenger RNA. RefSeq lists its product as uncharacterized. NCBI's taxonomy places the organism in Eukaryota, Viridiplantae, Streptophyta, Magnoliopsida, Solanales, Solanaceae. Bases 7 to 2517 code for a protein of 836 amino acids. Gene Ontology annotation, cellular component: chloroplast. The record is from RefSeq and is a predicted model, not a curated record. Gene Ontology annotation, biological process: carbohydrate metabolic process. The transcript has 15 exons.